AUGGCUUACCCACUGAUCGCGUUGUUGGUGGCUUCGCUGGCCGUUCAGGCUUCGUCUGCACAGCAAGCUCAGGAUGGCUGCAUCACGAACUUCGAUCCCACCGUGAACUAUUUCCCGGACCAGUACCAGGACGAGCCGUUCGCUCUGCCGAUCAGCCAGACCAUCGUGGAGACUGCGAAUGACUUCACGGUGCAGUACGGUAACUACUACAAGGUCGUUAAGGACAGCUAUGAUAACACCACCUACGUCCUCUAUCAGUGUGGAUCUGUUAAGCCCUCAAACUUUCCAGCUGCGACCACCCGGUUCUUUGAGAUUCCCCUGAAGGGUUUUGCUGUCGACUCGACCGUUGCAGUUAGCUUCGUCCAGUAUGUUGCGGACGCUGGUGGUGUGAGCCCCGCCAAGGCGUAUUUUAGGAUCUACAACAUGUCUCUUCCAUCUGAUAAGAAGGCUUUCCAGACACUGCUUGCGACUCUUGACAUCGUCAUUGACGAGACCUACCUCAUGACUGGCCCGUCAGGCUACAGCAUUGAUGUCUUUGCAAAGAAUGCUGGCAUUUCUGUGACUGACACUGCCACCUACAAGUUCCUUGCCACUCCCAAUGUCUGGAGCAUGUAUGGCCGCGCCACUGGAGCUCCCAACUACGCCACUGCUCCUCUGGUGUUGCCUUUGCAGUUGGAGACGGGUGCUGUGGUCUCUGCAGCCAACUGCACGACCCUGGACCCCACGGAGGUGGUUAACCCCAUCAUCCCUGCCUGCUCAGCCACCAUUACCCCUGAGGUUCCAGGAACUGCAUCCGCUCCAGCUACCCCUCCCAGCUCAUCCCCUCCCAGCUCGCCUCCUCCCUGCUCACCCCCUCCCAGCUCGCCCCCACCUGCCCCCAAGGCUGCUGCAUCCUCUGGCUCUCUGCUUGGCGCUGGUCUAGCUGCACUUCUUGCUGCUACCAUUGCUGCACUGGUCUGA
Closterium sp. Naga37s-1 is the source of this 960-nucleotide messenger RNA. The record is from the annotation of a GenBank genome assembly. NCBI's taxonomy places the organism in Eukaryota, Viridiplantae, Streptophyta, Zygnematophyceae, Desmidiales, Closteriaceae.